This is a messenger RNA of Strongyloides ratti, 813 nucleotides long. RefSeq lists its product as hypothetical. The record is from RefSeq and is a predicted model, not a curated record. Bases 1 to 813 code for a protein of 270 amino acids. Lineage: Eukaryota; Metazoa; Nematoda; Chromadorea; Rhabditida; Strongyloididae. The transcript has a single exon.
AUGAUACUAAUUUAUAUUUUAUUAUUAAUUAUAGCUAAUUUAGUUUUUGGAGACUUAAUUGAUUUUGCCUAUGGUCCAUGUGUUGGAGGACAAUGUAUAGAAAGUAAUAAUGAAACUUUUACAUAUAUUUGUCAUACAGAUGAUAAUUGUUAUCCUAAUUAUAUUUUUCAAUUAGAUAAAUAUUACUCUUCAGGACCUUGUAUCUUAGAUACAUGUCCACCUUCUACUUUUUGUUAUACUGAUAAUUUAUGUUAUUAUAAUAUUUUACAUAAUUGUUCUAACCAAGAAGAAUGUCCAAAUGGAUAUGAAUGCAAAGAUACAGUAUGUAAAUCUCUUUUUUCAAAUGACAAUGAACCAAUUAAUAUAGAAUUCUCUAAAAAAUUUUUAAAAUAUUUUAAGAAAAAUGAAAUUAUAAGUAGUUGUUAUAAUACACAAUGUCCUGAUGGUUAUAUUUGUGUUGAUAAAAAUAAAUUUCCAAUGUGCCUACCAAAAAAACAAGUAGAAUAUUAUUUGACUUAUCAAUGUAUUGAUACUUUAAUUAUAAAUGGAACAAAUAAAUGUUCAAUGUAUUACAAUUUAUGUAAUAAAAUGGGAUACAAAAAAAUUCUUUAUGAAAAAUGUUCAAAAACAUGUGGUACUUGUUUAUCUUUUGAUAGCAACAUCUUUUAUAAUGAUAUUAUUUUAAAAAAUGGAAUUUUAAUUUGUGAUAAAUAUAAAUUUUUAUGCUAUGAUUAUUUAUAUCAAGAUAUUAUAAAAAAGAUAUGUCCUGAAACUUGUGGUAGAAAAAAAAUCAAAUUGCCACCAUUUAACUAA